AUGGGACUUCUUCAACUCGGCACGGCUCUCGAUUGGCCUGAAGCCAAGAAGCACGCCGACCAGGUCCGCAAAUGGGGAAUCUUGGUGGAGUACCUCGUCGUCAAAUACGACAAGGAGAAGCCCCGUGUUGUCGUGUCUCUGCGGCAGGCAGACAUCCUCGACGCGCUGGCGAACGAUGCAUCUUUAGCUGCCAAAGAUCCGUUGCCCGUUUUCCACCCGGAGUUUGGACGGUAUAUGCUGGAAUCGACGCCGGGAAAGCCGUGGGGAAUCGAAUUAAAGGAACUCUUGGACGUGGAACCGAACAUGAAGAUAAGACGAAUCAUUGCCAAAGACCACAUGAACGCCGACGAAUAUCCCAUAACUUUGACGACAUUUCCACGACUGGGCUCUCCGGGCGUCUUUUCCGAUCCUCAUUAUCCCGUGUCUGGACCUCAACUGCGGUCCCAGUUUGUCCCCGAUGAGAUCGCCAACCCACACAUUCGGUUUCCAACGUUGGCGGCCAACAUCCGCAGCCGUCGUGGCCGGAAGGUGCAGGUGAAUGUCCCUGUAUUCCGUGAUGUCAACACACCGUGGCCAUGGAAGGACCCAACGGUCAACUUUGAUCUUCACCAGUGGCCUGAAGACAGCGACGAGCGCAACGGCGCUGCACCGGACAACUUCAUCCACAUGGACGCGAUGGCUUUUGGCAUGGGCAGCUGCUGCCUACAGAUCACCUUCCAAGCCAAGAACAUCACCGAGGGUCGACGUCUUUACGACCAGCUGAGUCCUCUUGGUCCCAUCCUCUUGGCCCUGACGGCAGCCACUCCGGUCUACAAGGGCUUCCUUGCAGACACGGACGUGCGAUGGAACCAGAUCAGCAGUUGUGUCGAUGACCGGACGCCGGAAGAGCUGGGAGAGGAGCCGCUCAAGAACAGCCGCUGGCAGAUUCCCAAGUCCCGGUACGCGUCCAAUUCGACAUACAUUUCGACGGACCCGAACCUACGACCUGAGUAUUUUGACCCGGACCUAGUGAUUGACGAGGAUAUCAAGGCCCAAUUGAUGCAGGGUGGCAUGGACGAUCUGUUGGCAACGCAUUUUGCGCAUCUCUUUAUUCGAGACCCUAUCGUCAUCUUCUCUGAGGACCUGCAGACGCUUGACCUGGCGGAGACCAACCACUUUGAGAACAUUCAGUCCACCAACUGGCAGCACAUGCGCUUCAAGCCACCGCCGCCAGACAACAGCAUUGGCUGGCGGGUCGAGUUCCGGCCGAUGGAAGUGCAGAUCACCGACUUUGAGAACGCUGCCUUCUCAGUCUUCAUUGUCCUGAUCACGCGUGCCAUCCUCUCGUUUGGCCUAAACUUCUACAUUCCUAUCGUACGGGUGACUGAGAAUAUGGAGACGGCCCACAUUCGAGAUGCCGUACUGUCCGAGACGUUCUAUUUUCGGAAGAACGUCUUUCAGCAGCAGCGCCAAUCGCGCCACGGCCGUCACCGGUCUGCCCGUGGCGAUGACAGCGGGAAUACAAGUGCCGCAGCGUCUGGUACGACAACGCCAAGUGGACUCAGUCGGCCGCAGUCGCCAGCGCUUGGCCCUGUCGAAGAUGAGUAUAGGCGCAUGUCGAUCAACGAGAUCAUCAAUGGCACUGGCUAUCCGCAGCACGGCCUUUCCAACAAUGGAACCUCGGAUGUCAAUGGAACCGGUGUCGGAUUAGAGCAAAGUUCAGCUGAGGCUGCAUUCCCCGGUCUUAUUCCCCUGGUGGAAAGCUAUCUCGACUCCGUCAAUGUUGACGUGCAGACCCGGUGUCAGCUGUCUACAUAUCUUGAUCUUAUCCGAAAGCGGGCAUCAGGCGAGCUUUGGACCUCUGCUCGGUGGAUACGCGCCUUUGUCAAGGAGCAUCCGGAUUACAAACAAGACAGUGCCGUUCCAGAGUCUGUGACUAAGGACCUUGUGGGUGCUGUUAUCGAUAUCGGAGCUCGCGAGGAGACGGGCGGCGGGUGGAAAGACCUGGACAUUCCGGAGAUUGAGAAGCUGAUGGGAUCGUUCAAGGGGUUUUGA
This is a messenger RNA of Grosmannia clavigera kw1407, 2034 nucleotides long. RefSeq names its product glutamate-cysteine ligase. The transcript has 6 exons. Gene Ontology annotation, molecular function: glutamate-cysteine ligase activity. Lineage: Eukaryota; Fungi; Ascomycota; Sordariomycetes; Ophiostomatales; Ophiostomataceae. The record is from RefSeq and is a predicted model, not a curated record. Gene Ontology annotation, cellular component: glutamate-cysteine ligase complex. Gene Ontology annotation, biological process: glutathione biosynthetic process. The coding region runs from base 1 to 2034 and encodes 677 amino acids.